CUGGCCAAAAUGAAAGAAAAGGGGAAAAAACAAGUUCUAGCCUUCUAGGGCAUUCUUUGUUACAGACUGGGUUGGCGGCUUGGCGCUUCGCUUUUGCUAGUAGCACUCACUGUUUAAAGCUAGGAAACGCUGCUCAGUAGAACUCAUCCUUUGGAAACUGAUCCCUCCAAAGUCCAAACCGAGCGGAACUGAUUAUCUAUUUUAGGGUUUUCCGGCGAAGAAGAAGAAGGCAGAGGAGUCGAGUGAGAGAAAAUGGGAUUCUCAAUGCAGCCUUACGGUAUACAAUCAAUGCUCAAGGAAGGGCACAAGCAUCUCUCCGGUCUCGACGAAGCCGUCAUCAAGAACAUCGACGCCUGCAAGCAGCUCUCCACAAUCACCCGCACCUCUCUCGGCCCCAAUGGCAUGAAUAAGAUGGUUAUCAAUCAUUUGGACAAGCUGUUUGUCACCAACGAUGCGGCCACCAUCGUGAAUGAGCUUGAAGUUCAGCACCCUGCUGCCAAGAUUUUGGUCCUGGCUGGGAAAGCACAGCAGGAGGAAAUUGGGGAUGGAGCUAACUUGACCAUCUCUUUCGCUGGUGAGCUCCUUCAGAAUGCUGAAGAACUCAUCCGGAUGGGCCUGCAUCCAAGUGAGAUCAUCAGUGGCUACACCAAGGCCAUUGGCAAGGCGAUUGAGAUAUUGGAUGAAUUGGUAGAGCAAGGUUCUGAAACGAUGGAUGUGAGGAACAAGGAGCAAGUUGUUUCUAGGAUGAGGGCUGCUGUUGCUAGCAAGCAAUUUGGACAAGAAGAUGUUUUGUGUAGCUUGAUUGCUGAUGCAUGCAUACAAGUUUGCCCCAAGAACCCAGUAAGCUUCAAUGUGGAUAGUGUCCGUGUUGCAAAGCUUGUGGGAGGAGGUUUAAACAAUAGUUCCAUAGUUCGUGGAUUGGUCUUGAGAGGUGAUGCUGUCGGCACAAUUAAGAGAAUAGAGAAGGCGAAGGUUGCUGUAUUUGUCGGUGGUGUUGAUACAGCUGGAACUGAAACCAAAGGAACUGUCCUAAUUAACACGGCUGAACAGCUACAAAAUUAUGCAAAGACUGAGGAAGCUAAAGUUGAGGAGCUUAUUAAGGCAGUAGCUGAUUCUGGCGCUAAAGUUAUUGUCAGUGGUGCUGCUGUUGGAGAGAUGGCCCUGCAUUUCUGUGAACGAUAUAAACUUAUGGUCUUGAAGAUCAGCUCGAAAUUUGAAUUAAGACGAUUUUGUCGCACAACUGGUGCGAUUGCAAUGUUGAAGCUUAGCGCACCGAAUCCAGAUGACUUGGGACAUGUAGAUUCAGUUUCAGUUGAGGAAAUUGGUGGCUCGAGGGUCACUAUUGUGAGAAAUGAAGAAGGUGGAAACUCAAUAAGUACUUUGGUCUUGCGAGGCAGCACAGAAAGUAUACUGGACGACCUUGAAAGGGCUGUUGAUGAUGGAGUGAAUACCUACAAGGCAAUGUGCAGAGACAGCCGAACAGUGCCCGGAGCUGCAGCUACUGAGAUUGAGUUGGCUAAACGAGUGAAGGAAUUCUCAUUUAAAGAAACAGGGUUGGAUCAAUACGCAAUUGCCAAAUUUGCCGAAAGCUUUGAGAUGGUUCCAAAGACGCUUGCUGAGAAUGCUGGUCUUGACGCAAUGCAGAUAAUAUCUUCUCUCUAUGCUGGACAUGCAUCUGGAAAUGCCAAAAUUGGCAUAGACUUAGAGAAUGGUGUUUGCAAGGAUGUGACAGAGACCAAAGUUUGGGACCUCCAUGUGACGAAGUUUUUCGCUCUCAAGUAUGCUGCUGAUGCUGCCUGCACGGUGUUGCGAGUCGAUCAGAUUAUAAUGGCGAAACCAGCAGGUGGGCCUAGGAGAGAUCAACAGCCAGCCAAUGACGAAGACUAGUUCUUGUGCAUCUCUGACGAAUCCCAUCAGUUUUGUCUUUUGUCUGUAUCUUUAUCCAGCAGAAUAUCGAUUUACUUGGGGGUAGGAAGCAUCUCUCGUUUUGAUUUUAGUUUUCAGCUCUGCCCAAAGAAUCAAACUUGCCCUUAAGAACAGUUUUGCUUAAAAUUAAGGAGAAUAUGAUCUGUAUGCUAUUGUAUAUCUGACUUGCACGAUUGUGACUUGCGAGGGUUUGGUCAAUGAAUGGCCUCAAAGUUC
This is a messenger RNA of Linum trigynum, 2142 nucleotides long. Lineage: Eukaryota; Viridiplantae; Streptophyta; Magnoliopsida; Malpighiales; Linaceae. The record is from the annotation of a GenBank genome assembly.